Messenger RNA from Eriocheir sinensis (Chinese mitten crab), 3521 nucleotides. RefSeq names its product ankyrin repeat domain-containing protein 29-like. The transcript has 8 exons. The coding region runs from base 236 to 1645 and encodes 469 amino acids. The record is from RefSeq and is a predicted model, not a curated record. Gene Ontology annotation, molecular function: protein binding. Lineage: Eukaryota; Metazoa; Arthropoda; Malacostraca; Decapoda; Varunidae.
UAACAGGUAGGAUUGCAAUUAUUACAACGUGUGUGUGUGUCACUGGGUGUGUGAGAGCAUCGCUGUGGCCGCCAGAUGGGGUGGGCGGCGCCUGGCACUUGCGCGGGGCUGGCGGUGCCGCGGCUCAGCAGUGCACAGCGAACCCGGGCUAUGGCAGGUGGCCGCGUGACCCGCUCGCUCGCCGGGUGUCACUUCGCAUGUGGAUAAGGGAUUACUACCACCGCCUCAUCACACAAUGUCGCUGAGGGUGUGCACGCGGCUGGACCAGCGGCUGCACGCGGCCGCCGUCAAGGGGGACGUGGAGGAGGCGGUGCGGGUGCUGGACACGGGCCGCGUCCACGUCGACUGUGCGGACCGGGAUGGCACGACGCCUCUCAUCCUCGCCGCCGCCAACAGCCACCCGGAGCUGGUGCGGGAGCUGCUGGAGCAAGGCGCCGAGCCCAACGCCACCAGACACACCGGCACCGGGGCUCUGUUCUUCGCGGCGCAGGGCGGGUUCCUGGACAUCGUGACACUGCUGCUGGACCGCGGCUGCUCCAUCAACCAAGCCUCAAAGGACGGCGGCACGGCGCUGAUCGUGGCGGCGCAGUGCGGGCACAUGGACGUGGUGCAGGAGUUGCUGAGGCGCGGCGCAGACCCCCACGCCGCCAUGAAGGACCGCGCCACAGCUGUCUUCGUCGCCUCGCAGAACGGCCACACCAGCGUCGUGCGUACACUGCUCAACGCGGGGGCUAAGGCCAACGUGCGGCGCGUGGACGGCGCCAGCCCGCUGUGGAUCGCCUCGCAGAUGGGUCACCAGGGCGUGGUGCGCCUCCUGCUGGGUCACGGAGUCAACCCCGACGUCACGAGACACGACGGCGCCACUCCGCUCUUCAAGGCGGCUCAUAAAGGACACGUGGAGGUUGUACACGAGCUCCUGCCCUACAACCCCUGCCUCAGCCUCCUCAAGAACGGUGAGUCCGCCCUGCAUGCCGCUGCCCUGUACGGCCACCUGCGGGUGAUGAAGGCCCUGGUGCAGGCCGGAGCCGACCCGGGCCUGAAGAACGACCAGGGCCUCACGCCCAUCCAGAUCGCUGCUCAGGCUCGCCACUACGAAGCCGUCCAGCUGCUGAAGGACGCCCUGGCCAAACGGAAGGAGAAAGCCCCCGCCACGCCUCCCAAGACCUCACCGGGGCCCCGCUCGCCCCGCCUGGUGCACAGCGUGUCCGGCACCGCCGUGGCCCCGGGCUCGCAGAGCCAGAGCAGCAGCCGCGGCUCCUCGCGGAAUAGCUCCCUCGGCACCAUCGUGGAGACCAGCCCCGUCCUGCCGCGCUCCGCCAGCUCGCCGAGCAACAGCCGCCCGGCGCAGUACGUGUCCUGCGAGCUGAGCAACAUGGUGGACGGCGGCGCGCGGCCCAGGGCCAGCCUGGCCACGGGCUCAUGCACCUCCGUGGGCGGCCGCACCUCCUGCUCCUCCAACCCCUCGCCCUCGCCCAGCAUCUCCAGCGAGCCGCCGCAGUCCAUGAUCGCCGCCCUGCAGAAGGCGCCGCGCCACGCCUCGCACACGGACGUGAGCAGCGUCAAGAACAUUUUCCGCCGCACGCUCGCCUCCUUCCGACGGUCCAGCAUAGUGAAUAAGAGGAACGACAAGCCGCUUGAGCCAUGACAGCCUUCCCCGCAGAGUCUUGCUAGGUUCGUGUCUCUAUCCUGGUUUAUUUUAAAACUGUGCAGUUUUCAGUACAAAUGGCUAAUAAUUCACUGGUGAUAUUAGGUUAGCGGUGAUGGCGUGAAGCUUCACUCCCUGAGACACUCACCGGAGGUCAGUUUUAAGUUGGUGUGGGCGUGGCGGCGCCGAGGUGGGCGUGGCCGCUGCCGCCGCCGCCGCCGCCGCGCCUCCCGCCGGGCGCGGGGCGGCGGGUCGUGUGCUCGUUUCGGUACAACCUAUGCAAGGUAACUCAUAUCAAUUACAACUUUGAUUUACUCAUUUUAUUGUAAUUAUAAUUUGAUUAAUUUUAACACAUUAACCAGCCUCGUGUGGUGAGCCUUGCCUGGCCCUGCCGCUCACACACACACGCACACACACACACGCCUCACAGGCUCAUACCUCCGCCUCGGUGCUGGCCUGGCGGCGCUUGCGGGUCUUGGUUACUUACUAACUAGUGUUGCUGUUCCUUUUGUACUCCAAACACACAUAUGCAACCCUGGAGGUGUUUUAUAAAAGCGGUGGCCUUGGCACUGCACGGGCCGGUGCUGCUCCCCGGCGGCGAGGCUCAGGCGGCGGUGGUGGUGGAGGCGCCUGUGUACGCCGCUGGGGGCAGGCACGUGACGCUGACCCACGAGCUUGUACCGAUUCUUGUUGUCUGGCCGCCCGUCGUCAAGGGACGCAGCCUCGUGGCCGCCGCCCUCCGCGCCGCGCCGCGCGUCCCUGCCGCCCCGCUGCCACGUGGGGUCGCGGCGCGGCCUGAACCCUGUGCCUAGCGGGGGUGGCCCGAGGCAGCGACGUAGGUGUGUAGUGUGUAGUGAGCCUGCACGGGGAGGCAGCGUCGGUGCUGCGCUUGGCCACGCACGCUCGGGGAGCGGCUUGGCGCAGCGGUGCUUGCCGUGACUCUGGCCCUGUUGGUCAUGGGUUCGAACAGCGGCCGCGACGCCGCUUGGUGAAGAUGUAAUGCUCUAAGAUAAUGAGUUUCCCUGCAGCAGGGCGGGUGACUUACCUGUUGAUCUCGGUGAAAGAUCACCAAUAAAAACCUUGAUCAGUGAUUCAAUACUUUAUUUUGUAACACCCAGGCUACUGGACAAAAAUGGCGCAGCUUUUUUACAGCGUUAUACAUUAAUGCGCUGUUUGAGGAAUAAAUAAUACACUACUGUUGUAGUUGCAUUGUAUACAAGUGGCUUUGGUGAACUAGUUUAUUGCCACAGGGCAGCGGCGGCUGUCCCGGGCCUCGUGGAGGAGCAGCAGCCGCCGCACGCCACGCGAGGCUCCAAGAGCUACACUAGACCCUCUGUACCAGCAUGUCCUCAAACGCCGCGGUGUGUGUAAAGCAGAAACUGUGAGACAGGCUGCUGCCCCAAGAGAAGGGCCACACGUAUAUGUUGCUUGCCUUGGAUACACACACACCUACCCUUCGCUGAACUCUGUGUCAGCCUGAAACACCCUCCCACCGCAGCCCAGCACACACACACGCGCGCGCCACAGCAAGGCGGCAGCGGCUGUUCUCUGCACUGUGCAGCCGUGUCUGGAGUCCUCUGCGUCGCCCUCCCAGUGAAGUGUCCGCCGAGCAGAGGCCGGCACGACCCCCGGAGCUGGUUGUUUCGGAGGCCGCGUCUGUCGCCACCGUCCAGUUUGUGCCGCGACGCCCCGCUCCGUCACGUCGUCGGGAGCGUCGCGCCCAGCGUGCCGAGGCCGCGUUCCGCCGCAGCAGCCGCGGGUUAUCGGGACUGUGGACUUACUGUGUAGGCCACGGUACGCAUGGUGGCGCGAGUCACACACUUCUCUUUUCCUACUAACUCCUGUAGCACCGAGAAAUAUACAGAAUGAUCCAGAA